AUGAGUUCUAAAAGAACACCUGCGCGUAGCAUCUCUACUGCUGUGUCUCCAGUACUACACAACAGGCGGGAAGAGGGUGACUGGAAAAGCACUAUGAAGUGUUUCAGGGAGGAAGUUCAGCGACUAAAGGAAGAGGGCGAUAGUCUACGGUCCACCAACACUGAUCUGGCAUUGCUCCUGCGGAAGGUUUCUGAACAAAUGGAAUUACUGAAUGACGAAAAUCACUUGUCUCUUCGUGUCAUGGUAACAAUGUUGGAUGACGAGCGGCAAAAAGUGAUAAAUGCCGAGAAGGAAAAAGAAGAAUUGUUGCAAAAGAUCAAAGAAGCUGAAGAAAGGUGCACCCUGCAAAAAGAUGAAAUAAUUCGACUUGCUGGGGUUGUAGAGGAGGAACAAGCUAAAAAUAGUUCUAUUCUGAUGCUACAAGAGAAGUUACUAGCAGAGAAGGAUGCCAAGUUUCAGUUGGAACUUAGUCUUCAGGAGAAACGUCUAGAGGAGAUACAGCAUGACCUUAGGCAACAAGUCGAACGACACGAAGCGACUCUUGUUGCCAAUAAUAAAAUAGUGGAAGAAGAGAGACUUCAAUGGGAAAAACAGCAAGUAGCAUACGAAGAGAAGAUAUCUCGUCUUCUGCGACAGGUAAAAAAAAGGGGACGUGCGCAUCGACAAUCACCAGAACCAGAACUAGAACCAGAACCAGAAGAAACUGAUCUUCAUAUCGAGGUCGAUGAACCCCCUUUUUCACCCAUAUCCUUUUCUGAAGUUGCCGAUGAAGCUCUGACACGAAACGCCUCCAAGAAGAGUCGAUUAGAGGCGGCUCGACAACAACGACGAGUUUUUGAACGACGCCGAGAGAAUGCUACACUUAUUUCGCUUACCAAGCUGAAUGACCUUAAAGAAAACCUCCACCUGUAG
Messenger RNA from Trypanosoma theileri, 912 nucleotides. RefSeq lists its product as uncharacterized. The record is from RefSeq and is a predicted model, not a curated record. The transcript has a single exon. Lineage: Eukaryota; Euglenozoa; Kinetoplastea; Trypanosomatida; Trypanosomatidae. The coding region runs from base 1 to 912 and encodes 303 amino acids.